GUAACAACACAAAACAGAAUACCAAAUUUUGAUCAAUCAUUAAACCAUGUCCACCUUGGUCACAGCAUAGAGCAAUCUAAACACUGUGAAAAGAAAGAAAUGCAUCAAAAAAGAAUACAGACUUUGAGAAAGGAACUUGAAUAUAUUAAGUCAACAGAAUGGGAAUUUGAAUAUGAUAAAGGAUUUGCGCAAUAAAAACUCGCUGCCAUCAAUUUAAUUUUCAUUAAAUAGUUAUUGUUGAAGUAAAAGAAAAAUGUUUUCAUACAUGUCUACAUUAUUUAAAUAUUUAUUUUCUAAAAACUCUGAAGAAGAUGACAAUGAAAAAGAAGAUUUUUUAGCAGAACAACUGUUGGAUCUGGAAAUAAUUAAUGAAACUCAAAAUGAAUAUGAUAAUAAAACAGAAGCUCAUGAAUUUCCCAAAAAUACAGUUUGCUUCCAAAAAACAGGAGUCAUAACCUGCAUAAAUACCUCAGAAAUUGUUAUUGACGAUUCACUGUAUUUUGAUGCUCAGUCUUGUACUUUGGAUUUAAAAUUUAAUGAUCAAGUUCUGUACCUUGGUUACAAAAACCAAAAUGAUUCUACAGUUGUUGUCAGAAUAUUAAAGAAUUUAGGAGCAUUUUGGGACAGUGGAAGAGAUAUAGAGGAAUCUGAAGAAACUGUCUAUGGUAUCAUUGAACAUGUAGUGAUUGGAGAAGUUGAUGAGAGAAAAAAUAGAUAUGUGUACAUAAAAGACAGUGAUAUAAAAUUUAGUUUAGAUGAUGUUGCUUCAAAUUUAGUUCCAGUCAGUGGUGACUGGUUAGAGUUGAAAUGCAGUGUUCAGUGGAAUGAAGAAAAGCCCACUGAUAUUUCUCCAAGCCAGGUUUUAAAAGUGAAAUCAAUUAGGCCCUUGAGAAGUAAAAUCAAGAAUGUUAUCAUUGAUGAAUGGUUUGGUGAUUAUGGAAUAUGUGAUAAAAACAUAUAUUUUAAUAGACAAUCAAUGCAAGAUGGGAGUGUACCACAAAAAGGGAAUAAUGUGAUGUUAGAAGCUAUUGAAAGCAAUCAAGGAUUGUGUACAUGGAGAGCUACCAAAGUAAUAACUAUACAAGUUAGUGAAUUAAUUGAAGAUGUUGAUAACACUCACAUUGAUGAAGAAAAUAACAGUUUGAUAAUAGAACAAGAACAACAGAUAAGUGUCACUCAUCCAAUAGAUUUUGAAAAUAUAAAUUUUAAUGAAUCAAAAUCAAUGGUAAUAACUAUUUUAAACAACAGUGGCCAAAUGCAUUACAUUAAUAAGUGGAUUGUUCUCAAUAAGAAAAAGAACUCACAAAUAAAUCUUACGCCUAUUUUAACAAAACCUUGGAGACUUUACCCACAGCAAAAGUUUACUUUGACUAUAACAUGCAGACCAAAAUUCUUAGGUAAAACUAGGGAACAUAUAAAAAUUCUAUUUAAAGGGUUUCAGAUAGAUAGGUAUGUUAAUAUUCAGGUGGUAAAUGAUCUGUUUUUAAAUAAAAAUGCCCCACAUAAAAGGAAGACAGUGCAAGAGAGCAUAACGAAAAUGAAGGAGAUAAUAUCAGAAAACAACAAUGCAUUCAUGCCUGGUGUUAAACCAUUGAAGCCUCCAAAUUUUAUGGCAGUUCGACUUGGCGCAUUUGCUAUUCCAUCUAAAGUAUGGGCGGCAGUACUAGGAGAUUCCGAACAAGCAGCAUAUAGUCCAGACUUUGAUCAAAUUAUAAACAGAAUUAUAAGUUUUCUGCCUUGUCUUUUACAGCCUUUGAAUAUUAAUAAUUAUACAGAUAGAUGGCAUACAUUACUCUAUAUGGAAGAGAUACAACAGAAUAUAAACAUGCGAGUGUAUGAUUUGUCCAAAGUCUUUUUGAUAAGGUGUCAAGAAUAUCUUGGUGUUGAAAUAAAAGAAUUAUCAGAAAAAAGACCAAGUUUAAUGCUUGGGGAUAAAGCAAUAGUCAAAGACAUCUGGGAUAGCAAUGCACCUGCCUAUGAAGGUUUCAUACAUAUCAUUAAAGGAGAUGUAGUCCUUAUGAAAUUUCAUCAAAAAUUUCAUGAAUCAUAUACAGGGAGUGAUGUGUCCAUAGAAUUUCAUUUUAGUAGGACAAUGUUUAGAAGGGCCCACCAAACAAUAAAUUUCGCAAUUACCAAAUUGGGUCCUGAUGUAUUAUUUCCUUCUCGUGUUUCUACUCAUUCAUGUCUGCUUAGUCAAAAAAGGCUAAGUACAAUCAAAUGGUUCAAGAAAAAUUUGAAUGAUUACCAAAAGUCUGCCGUUUUAAACAUCCUUCAGGGAGAAUGUCGUCCGCUACCAUACUGCAUAUAUGGACCUCCAGGAACUGGAAAAACUGUUACUGUAACAGAAUUAAUUCUACAAAUAUUGACACAGUUUCCUGAUAGCAGAAUUCUAGUAGCCACUCCUUCUAAUAGUGCCGCUAACCUCAUCACUGAAAAAGUUAUUGAAUACAGAGAAAUGUUUUCAGAUUCAAUUUUGAGGUUGAUAGCACAUCACCUCGUAAAUUCUGAUAAUCUUCCAGAAUCAAUAAAGCCUUUUUGCUCAACUUUAGAUUUAUCAGCAGAAAAUACUAAACGAAGACAAAUAGAAUCAGGAACAAAUUCGAGAGGCACUUCGUUUAUUGGCAGACAUCGUGUCACUAUUGGCACUUGCUACUGUCUCAGUGGGUUGAUACAGCUAAAUUUACCAAAGGGACAUUUCACACACAUUGUGGUUGACGAAGCAGGUCAGGCUACGGAACCAGAAGUUAUGAUUCCUCUAAUACUAGCAGAUAAAGAAAGUAGUCAAAUAAUUCUAGCCGGCGAUCCAAAGCAGCUUGGCCCAGUUAUUUUGUCGAAAUAUUGCAAAGAACUGGGCUUGGAUGAGUCAUAUUUAUCUAGAAUUCUGGAAAUGUUUCCGUACCAAAAAGAUUACGACGCUUAUAAUUUAACUGAUGGAUUUAACCCGAGACUUGUGACAAAAUUAAAUCACAACUAUAGAUCAUUACAAGAAGUUUUGCAGUUGCCAAGUGCUAUGUUUUAUGAAGCUUCUUUAGUUGCUAAACUUGACAGAACUUCACCAUGGGUAACGAAACUACUGAAAGUCGUUUCGGAAAUAUUUCAAACAGCGGAUUCUGAAACGGGAGGUAUAUUCAUGUAUGGCAUCAGAGGUUGUAACGCUAGAGCUGAAGACAGUCCAUCAUGGUACAACCCACAAGAAGCUUCAAUGGUGGCACUGACCGUCUGCAAACUAUAUAAAAAAGAUGUUAAACCUGACGAUCUUGGGAUAAUAACACCUUACAUAGCACAAAUUAAAUGUAUACGCCUGUUAUUUGACGCGAUGGGAUUACCGCAGCCUAAAAUAGGAACCGUGGAAGAGUUUCAAGGGCAAGAGAGACCUAUUAUUUUAAUAUCAACUGUGAGAUCUUCGGAAUCGCAUUUACAAGAAGACCAAAAAAAUUCAUUGGGCUUUGUAAGAAGUGCGAAAAGGUUAAAUGUUGCUCUUACGAGAGCUCAAGUGGCGGUCAUUUUGUUUUGUGACCCUCAUCUUUUGUGUGUUGAUCCAUUAUGGAUCCAAGUAAUAAAUAGCACAGUUCAAAAUGAUAAAUACAUUGGGUGUGAUUUACCUCAUAUUGUAAAGAACAAUUUACGAAAUAAAUAGGUAUAUAAUAGUAAAAA
Molecule: messenger RNA, 3654 nt
Organism: Bombyx mori (domestic silkworm)
Lineage: Eukaryota; Metazoa; Arthropoda; Insecta; Lepidoptera; Bombycidae
Product: probable RNA helicase armi
Exons: 5
Coding region: 254-3637 (1127 amino acids)
Biological process (GO): regulatory ncRNA-mediated post-transcriptional gene silencing
Cellular component (GO): P granule; cytosol
Molecular function (GO): helicase activity
Source: RefSeq, a predicted model, not a curated record